ACCCCACCAGUCCGAAAAGAAAUCCAUUGUGGGAAGCGGCCAAAAGACAUGACUCCUGAUGAGUAUCGCGAGCACAGGAGGCUACAAAGAGCAGAAUCGAGAGGGAGAGAGUCGGCUCAAAAGAAAAGGUGGAUCAGGGAGAAAAAGAGACAAAAGAUAAAGGCCAAGCGGGAUGCAGAGAGGGGCAUGACCUCUCAUCCACAGGCUAUUUCUACACCUGUUCCACCCUCUCCACAGUGUGAUGGUCCCUGCCCUCCCAUCCAGACUCCUCCACAGCUUGGAGCCCAGGCUCUGCCUAAUGCCCCACCGUCUCCACCUGCAGUUCCCGGACCUUCAACAGCUCCUGACCCCUCUACUCCUCCCCGAAAUUUGGCACGCAAGACUCUUUAUAACAUAAAGAGCAAAAUAAAGAAACUGCUUCGCCUGCCAACGCCUUCGGAGAGUGCUGGACUGGUGGAGGGCCUGGCAAACCCAAAAACACCAGAAUUUAAGAAAGCCCUAAGGAAGCGGAACUUUCUCAAGUCGCCGCAGAAGAAGGCCCGCAGAAUACUGUUCGGCAAAAAGUUAGUUUUUUCCUUUACCCAUUUAAUUAUAGUAUGUACCAAUUUUGAGAAAAAAAGAUAGAAGAAUAAAAGACAUUGCACCA
This is a messenger RNA of Aplysia californica (California sea hare), 646 nucleotides long. Its product is annotated as protein enabled homolog. The transcript has 2 exons. NCBI's taxonomy places the organism in Eukaryota, Metazoa, Mollusca, Gastropoda, Aplysiida, Aplysiidae. The record is from RefSeq and is a predicted model, not a curated record. Bases 49 to 624 code for a protein of 191 amino acids.